Haemorhous mexicanus (house finch) is the source of this 5370-nucleotide messenger RNA. RefSeq names its product BRI3 binding protein (gene BRI3BP). Lineage: Eukaryota; Metazoa; Chordata; Aves; Passeriformes; Fringillidae. The record is from RefSeq and is a predicted model, not a curated record. Gene Ontology annotation, cellular component: mitochondrion. The transcript is spliced from 3 exons. Bases 15 to 740 code for a protein of 241 amino acids.
GCGGCGGGGCGGCCAUGGCGGCGGCGCGGCGGGUGCAGCUCCGGGGGCCGCUGCUGCUGCUGCUGCUGCUGCUGCUGCUCGGCGCGGCGGGGCCCGGCGCUCGGGCUGCGCGGAGCCGCGGGGCCGACCGCCAGAACAGCCUGCGCCGCGCCGCCAGCGGCCUCUACCAGGGCGUCAGCGGCCUCUUCGGCGAGGACAACGUGCGGGCCCUGCAGAAGUUUUUCUCGAGGUUGACAGAGAGGUUUGUGAAUGGGGUGGAUGUAUUAAUGGACACAUUCUGGAGAAUAUGGACUGAUUUGUUAGAUGUUCUUGGAAUUGAUGCCUCCAACCUGACUCAUUAUUUCAGCCCAGCAGCCAUUGCCAACAACCCGACCCGCGCCCUCCUGCUGAUCGGUGCCAUUUUACUGGCCUAUUGGUUUUUAUCUCUCUUCCUUGGAUUCUUCUUCUAUCUCCUGCACAUGCUGUUUGGCCGCUUCUUCUGGAUCGCCAGGGUGGCCCUGUUCACCCUGUCCUGUGUGUACAUCCUGCAGAAGUAUGAGGGUGACCCGGAGCACGCCGUGCUGCCCCUCUGCUUCGUCGUGGCCGUCUACUUCAUGACGGGGCCAGUUGGGUUUUACUGGAGGAGGAACAGCAACAGCAGCCUGGAGGAGAAGAUGGACCACCUGGAUAGUCAGAUCAGACUGCUGAAUAUCCGCCUUUCCAGGGUGAUUGAGAACCUGGAUAGGGGCAGUGAGCAAUGAGCCGGCCCCCGCUGACCACUGUACACCAGCUCUGGAAAAAUCCUAAGCACUGUCUCAUCCGAAGUUACAAAGCAACAAAACAUCACAUGGUAAAAAGUGUGCAAAGUUCUAACUUUUCAUCAUGUCUAAGACUAAUUUAUCUAGGUUAAACACUCAGCUGUUAGACUUCUAGGAGAAAGAAAAAACAUUUACAAAAUUCAGCUGUAUAUUCAGAGUUUUAUCCAGUACUAGAAUUUUCUCAGUAGAUAAACGCUUACUUUUACAAGCAUUUAAAAACAUCUUUUGUAAAGUUUUUAUAAAAGCAAAUUGAGUAGUCUUUCAGAUAUUGAAAUUGAGUUAAACAUAUGCAAAUUUGACACUUUAACAGUUAAAAAGAAAAAAAAAAAUCUCAAGCUACCAAGCACUUCCAUUGAGAAGUAACUGCUGUGGGUCCAUAUUUUUUCUUCAGAGUUGUGAAUGUUUUUGUGUUUUGGUUGGCUUAUUUCAUUGCCUUGAAGUUGCCUUUCAUAGAGUAUCAGAUGAGGAAUUUUCUGGUAUCCAGGCCAAAAAAUUCACACCAUAGCUUUUAACAAGAGGUGGGAAAUGAGGGAGAAGGAAGAUCUGAGGUCCUUAAAUGCCAGUCCAAUGUGAGGAAGCACACGUGUGGCAUUUUACCAUUGCAUUUCAUCCCGAGAACUUUAAUUUGUUAGUGUCUGGAAAGAAAUCUGCUUUAAUAAAUUGGCACAGAAGGAAGAUGUAGCGUGACAAAUUGUAAUUCAUAUUUGAUCAGCACAGUGAAGCGUUUUCCAAGCUUAAGUGCAUAGAGUAAAACAUGGUUUUUAAUCUCAGGACCCACGUACCUUCUCAGAAAAGGCAGCAGUUAAAACACGUGCAAAUGUCUUGUUGCUUAAAGCUUUCUCAGGACCAAUCAGCGGCAAUAAAUUAUCUUCAGGAAGAUCUGGAUUUUUUUCUAAAAUUACAAUAGUUUUAUAGGAGCUUUUUGCUUGAAGUCUAUGUCCUCAUUAGGUUUUGGGAAAAGCAGUCACCUUUAGGAGGAGGGUGUAGGAAACGGUUCUCUUUCAAAGCAGUGGAGCUUUGGAGCAAUUUUAUUUUGCAGGAUUUCUGUGUUUCUUACUUGGUAGGGCAUCACUGGCUGUGCUGGUUUACUGAAACAAAGGGAACCUCAGGGAAGGAAGCCUGGAAGGUGGUUUCACCUGGAAACAGCAGCAUCCAAGGACACAGAUGUGAGGAGGGAGGGGAAGCACCUACCCCUAGUGAUGAGCACAGUUCUGAGACCACCAGGGGUAGGAUGGAGCACAGCUGGAGCAUUCCAUGUUCCACAGGGUCCAAACGAACAGCUGCAUCAAAAAGCGCAACAAAAAUUGGUCUGGGAUGGGGCCUGGCUACAAAGCAGGGGAACCAGGAGGAGGAGGUUCCCCAGGUGUGCCUGCCAGUGCCAGCUCCAGUGGGACAGGCUGGGGCAGCUGAGCACAGCUUGUUCUUCCACUGGGCAAAGCUUCUGGAUGUGAUGCUUAACUGAAUGUAACUGUGGGGCGAAUUUAUUUUUCUCCUUAUGCUGAAGUUUAAUGUUCUUCUUGGAAUGUGUGUGUUACUUGCCUAAACCUCUUUGGGUCUGUGUGUGGCAUUUCCAUGGGGGUUAUUUUUAAAUCCAUGUUAAAGGCCUUGACUCCUGGUGAUCACUUUGGUUCAACACGGUUGAAGUUCAUAUGCACUUGGCACGGUUGGAAUGCAUUUUAAUUUUUUAUGUCACCUGUAAAUCCCCCUGCACCCCAUUCAUUAACAAGUAGAUGGUUUAAAGUUGCUAACUAACUGAUUGUCACAACUUAAAAUCGUUCCUGUGAUCACAUAGGGACUAUGGCAGCAAAUAGUCCAUUUUGUCAAGCUGAAAAUGUGAAUGACAGUAAAUUCCUUUUUUCAGCUCAUUUUCCAUAGUAUUACAGAGUCUUCCCUGUAGACUCAGUUCUCCCUGCUGUUGUGCACAGAGGACUGGGCUAAAACACCAACCUAGAAAUUAGGAAUUGACUAGUAAAGCUUGUCAGGUCUUGAUGUGUUUUGCCAAAUGUGAGACCUGAGGACCAAAGUUUGCAAACCUUGCUCGUGUCAGCGGCUCCAUCGCCUUCUUAGGACAAUGUGCAUGGGUCAGUUUGCAUAGAUUGUAUUUUGUGUAAUCCAUAUUUAACGUUAAAGUUAAAAAUACUGAACAUUUAUAUAUUAAGAGUUGUCUAUGAUAAAGAUUUCUUUGAAAGUAUUAUAUAAAAGUUAAUUUGGAUUAUAGUUUCUCCCUGUCUCACUUUAAUCAUUUAUCUUACUUUUGUAAAAUCAGCCCUCCUAUAUUAGUACUCUUUAUUUCGAUCACCCUGCUGCUUGAAAAAUGGUAUUUUUAUAUUUACUUGCAUCCCAUGUAUAGCAAAAUGUUAUGUGAAAAGCAGUAUAUAUAAAAUUGGGUAUUUUUAAUCAGUAUUUUUCCCAGCACUCAGUUUUCACGUUAGUCAAAUUCAGAAGUAAUGAUUUUUUUAAAGCACAAUCUAAUCUUCAAUAUAAAUAUAUAUAUACAUAUAUAAAUAUAUACUUUAAAAAUGCUCUGUAUUUUUAAACAUGCACUGUGGUGAAAGCGCUUUUGGGGACAUGAAUGUGGUAUUAUUGUAUUUAAUCUCUUUCAACUUUUGUAAAUACCUUUUACAAGUAUUUUCCAUACUGGGCCAUCUAGUUUAUCCAUGGAGGUUUUUGCUGUUUUCUAGAAACCCGUGCCAGUGGCUGGGCUGCUUUUGUAUCCCACAGAGCAUCUCAGAGACAGCCAGGGCUCUGUGUCACCUGUGGGCAAACCCUGGCAGGUGACACCUGCAGGGGUGGCACUGGGGCAGCCCUCAGCAGUGACACCUGCCCAGGGCAGGGAUGGCACGGGACAGCGCUGGUGGCUUCAGCUUUUUGCUCUGCCACAGCCACGCCCAUGGUGCCCUGCUGGGAGCUGCUGCCAGGGCUCAGGUGACACAGGGACAGCCCCACCUGGCUGCUCCUGCAGGACACAUCCUGCUCCUGCACCUUCCUGUGGCUGCUGGAGAACCCAUCCCUGUGUGAGCAGCUGGCACAAGUGCUGAGGAUGGGCUCUGGCUGCUGGGAUUGGGAACUCACCUGCCUGCUCUGGGACCCAGCCUUUGCCAUCCUGCAGGGUUCUGCCUGUUCUUGAGGAAUUUCACCUGCCUGCUCUGGGACCCAGCCUUUGCAAUCCUGCAGUGCUCUUCCCAUUCCUGAAGGUUUUCAGCUGCCUGCUCUGGGACCCAGCCUUUGCCAUCCUGCAGGGUUCUGCCUGUUCUUGAGGAAUUUCACCUGCCUGCUCUGGGACCCAGCCUUUGCAAUCCUGCAGUGCUCUUCCCAUUCCUGAAGGUUUUCAGCUGCCUGCUCUGGGACCCAGCCUUUGCAAUCCUGCAGUGCUUUUCCCAUCCCUGAAGGUUUUCACCUGCCUGCUCUGGGACCCAGCCUUUGCAAUCCUGCAGGGUUCUUGCCAUUCCCAAAGGUUUUCAGCUGCCUGCUCUGGGACCCAGCCUUUGCAAUCCUGCAGUGCUCUUCCCAUUCCUGAAGGUUUUCACCUGCCUGCUCUGGGACCCAGCCUUUGCAAUCCUGCAGUGCUCUUCCCAUUCCUGAAGGUUUUCAGCUGCCUGCUCUGGGACCCAGCCUUUGCAAUCCUGCAGGGUUCUACCUGUUCUUGAGGAAUUUCACCUGCCUGCUCUGGGACCCAGCCUUUGCAAUCCUGCAGUGCUUUUCCCAUUCCUGAAGGUUUUCAGCUGCCUGCUCUGGGACCCAGCCUUUGCAAUCCUGCAGGGCUCUUCCCUCUCAGGCAGGGCGGCUCCUCUGGACGCACACAGCUGUAGAUACCCGAUGUGUCCUGUGGAAUGUGAUGCUUUCCCAGUGGUUUUUGGGUGUCAGAGUGCAGUGUACAAACCUGGUGUGGCUCAGUGCUGUGCUUCUAGCGCCUCCUUCACUUCGUGGUUUGCUUCUCAAGGCUCGUUGCAUCGUCGGUGUGGAAAUAGACCAGUAUCAACCUUAGCUCUUCGGUGGUGUAGAAGUGUUUAAGUGUGGUUUGCCUCACCUACUGAUCCGUAUUUGGCAGCUAAUGGCGUUAAGUGACCAUGAGUUCUCUUUGUCUGGGUUGGAAAAUAAAAGGUUUUAUUGUAUCCGCAUGUAUUUUAAACUUUUUGGAUAAUUCCAUCGACCUGUGAUGACAGCACAUGUAAAAACCGAUCUUUUCCUUUUAUUCAGAAGUUCUAUUUGCUGUGGUAGCACUUGUUGUUGGCACUGAUGGUAGUGAUUUCACAUCCUGUUUUGUACAUCAGGUUUCAUGAUUACAGUGUUUAAGUUUGUACAAUUGUUUAUGUAAAAAUGAUUUGGUCUGAAGAGAUGCCGUGUGUUCACUUCUGAUCCUAGACACAUACGAGAUCCUGCUGGUAACACUGUUAAGUAGUUACAACUGUACCAGACUUAUUUUUUACAGAGCUUUACAUGCCUUUAUUUAUUCCUUUAUUGGACCAUCCAAACCAUGUACUCCGUAGUUCAGUAUUUGUAGACCAGUUUCACAAAUCAACUUAAGGUAUUGUGGCAAAGCUUCGAAUAAAUGUUUACUGAGACUUUGCACUGA